AUGGCUGACCCUGCAAUUGAAGAAGUGAUGAUCAAAUGUGAGGUGAUAGAAAUAUCUGAUGAAGAAGCAAAAGAACCAGAACCAAAAAAGAGGAAAUGGAAACGGCCAGUGAUACAAAAGGACCCCCUCCCAUGCGACCAAUGUGGGAAAAACUUUCAAACCGGCUACGAGCUUAAAAAGCACCAGCGCACUCACAGUGGCGAGAGACCCUACAUGUGCACCACAUGUGGCAAAACUUACACUCAGCUCGGACACCUCAGUAUCCACAUAUUAUCACAUCAAGGUAUCAGGAACUACAUCUGCGGUGAUUGUGAUGCAGCAUUCUACCGGAAGGCGGACUUGGACCGUCACGAAAAGAUACACAAGGGUAUCAAGCCCCACCAGUGCGAGAUAUGCUCAAAGAGUUUCACCCAAAAGAACAAUCUAAUUAUGCACUUCAAAAUGCAUAUUGGGGACAAACCUCAUCAGUGCACUGUCUGCAGUAAACGUUUCCUUACAAGGAGCAAGAUGAUGCAACAUUCAAAAAGACAUGAUAAGGAGAAAAAAGUGAAAGUGGACUUAGUGGAGGGUGUUGUUGAUUAA
Messenger RNA from Parnassius mnemosyne (clouded apollo), 582 nucleotides. The record is from the annotation of a GenBank genome assembly. Lineage: Eukaryota; Metazoa; Arthropoda; Insecta; Lepidoptera; Papilionidae.